GGAAGGAGGAGAGGGGGGGGUCGGCGUUGCCUGGCGGGGCGGGGGAUGGGGCGCCUGUUGCUUCUUCGAAGGGGGCUGCGCACCCCAUCCGUCCGGUUUUGAGGGAGAGGGACGCCCUCGUUCUACCGUGAGAAGAGCUUGUUCUCGCUUCUGAGAUAUGAUGUGCUCACUGAUGCCCUCUGAACGGUCUUCUGGGGCCUCUUUCCUGCAAAGCAACAGAGCCUCGUUUUCUUGGGGUUCUUUGGAUGAAGAAUUGGAUGAUUCCUUGCUGGAGCUGUCUGAUGGCGAGGAAGAUGACGGCCAUUUCAGUUACACAGAGGAAGAGAUCCAGGAGCUUUUAAAAGAUGAUGACCUGUCAAAUUCUUGGGGAGGAGGGUUGCAGAAAGAUGAUGGUCGACAUGUUGAGAAAGGAGGGAAAGGGGGUGCAGUUUUCCUUGAUCCUCCCAGAGAGGAUAGCUCCCUGUGCAGCCCGGGACCAGUACCUGAGUCCCCUGGUCUCUCUAAACUACCUCAACUACAUACAUCAGUUGGUGUCCGGCCAACUCCUCCUAAAUCCUUAAACAGACGUUUUGCGCUAGAAAAUAAUCUCAUAAAAGUAACUGUUGUUGCACCAUUUAAUCCAACAGCUUCUGAUGCUGUGCAUGAUGAGAGCAAGAUUAAUUCCUCCAAAAUUACAGAAAACCCCUCUUCCCUCAGGGAAGAGAUGAGAGAUAGUCCCACCUUGAAUGAGAGUAGACCCUGCACUGAAUCCAAAGGGGUCAGACCCAUUAAUUCCACCCAGGAUGGGCCUCUGUUCUCUUCUUCACAUGAUAACAUUCAACAAACUGUCUCUGAUAAAAACCUGCCUCAUAGUAAGAAACCUACACCUAUAUCCCCUCAGAUCUCACACCGUCCAGAGACUCCGACUGCGGAGUCAACCUGGCAAAAUGAAGAAUCACAAAAAUCAAGUAGUUCUGAAAUGGAGUUUUCGGUUGUUUCUAAUGCACCCAACAAAGAUAUUUGUGACAAAGAUUCUGGGAAGAUGAAAGCCAAUGAGAAAAGACUAGGCAAAGUCAUUCCUGUUCUACAAACUAAAACCAGGACAAGUGUUCCGACAUUUUCACAAUCGGAUCUAGAACAUCAGAAGCAAAUUUAUCUCAGGAGGGUCAUUGCUCAUAUAGAAGAUCCAAUGGACUCCAGCCAAGGUGCCUUGGGAGAGCUGUACGCCUUGAUGGAUCAAGUUCAUCAUAUGCAGAACCCCAAGCGGCAGCAUCCUUCAGAUCUGACCAUGCGAAACUACGCCCGGUACCGACAGACUCCCCCACAGAAAUACAGCCUGAACCAGUGGGUUGACUGGAAUAAGCGGAGCUACCAUCGGUUCCAGCAGCUUCCCGACUUGUCGUACAGUCCGUUUGUCUCAUCCCAGCAGCAGUGAGGGUCCCACACCAGGGCCCUUGCCAGAGGAGCAGCUCAUUUUCUUCUGCUGUUUGUGCUUGUAGAUUUUGAGCUUUAUUUUUCAUAUGAUUUUAUUUAAACAACUUGUCACCUUUUGGAAAUGUCUUGCUGACUUAAUUUUUUUUUUUUUUUUUUGUAUGCGGUCCCUCCUAUUUUUAUGUUAUUAUAUAUGUGUGUUUAAAUAAUGUUAAAUUGAUACCUUUUGUUUUUUUAAGUUGAAAGUGGCUGCCUCCUGAAAGCCAACAUUGAACUGAAAUGCCCCGGCUCCUGGGCAUAGGAGUGAUGUCUCCUAGUGCCUCAGACAAGUCACCCUUGUGGCGCGAGGCACUGCUGAUUGGUGCUGACUACUUGGGGACGGCUGUGCCACUUUUAACAACGUCUGUUACUUUUUUGUUUGAAUUUCUGAAUAAUUGUCAGUAUUUAAAGUUGGCAAUCCAGGACAUUUGAAGUAGAAGAAAAUUCUGUUGAAAGGAUGAAUUAAAAGUGCAGAUCCUCUCCUUUCUGUACCCUACAGCUGCAUUUAUUACUAAGUGGCUUUGUCACUUGUUGCUAAGCUUUGUACAAUAGCAUUCCCAAAUCUCCGUAUCCUAACUCUGACAAAAGGCUGCUGACUGACCUUGUGUUUAAUGUCACAAGGAAUACAUUGUGGUGUUGGGGCCAUCUCCACUACCCCUCAAGGAUGUUCCCCCAGUUCCCGUUGCCUAAGCUUGUCCUCUCAGUCCUCCUGCCCCUUCCUGCAGAGCUGCCUGCCCAGGGUCUUGGCUCAGCGACAGGCAGUGCCACUGAGCUACAGCUGCUCUGCAGUGUCAGAUGCUGAACCCCAACUUCUCGGAUGAGUUAAUGGUUGAAGUUCCACGUGUGUGUGUCGAGAAGCCCCCCUCCUGUGGGAGAUGGGAGAGUUGGGACACGUGCUUCUUCGUCUCCAUUGUUAGCGAGAGGACAUCACCUCCUUCCAUCCACUCAAGGCCCUGUCGCGAGGUUUCACAUGACUGCUCUGGGGGUCUGACCCACCUGACACAAGCUUUUGUACAUAGUAAACAUAACUUGAUCUCCUCAU
Ochotona princeps (American pika) is the source of this 2491-nucleotide messenger RNA. It is a transcript of the gene S100PBP, whose product is annotated as S100P binding protein. The transcript is spliced from 6 exons. Gene Ontology annotation, molecular function: calcium-dependent protein binding. Gene Ontology annotation, cellular component: cytosol; nucleus. Bases 158 to 1414 code for a protein of 418 amino acids. The record is from RefSeq and is a predicted model, not a curated record. NCBI's taxonomy places the organism in Eukaryota, Metazoa, Chordata, Mammalia, Lagomorpha, Ochotonidae.